AUGGCGGCUCGACUUCUGCUCCUCGUCUGCUGGGUUUGUGCUGUCAGAACCUCUGUGGUGUUUCAGACUCCGGAGAUGGUCAGCGUGUCCGCCGGGGACUCGUUCUUAUUAAAAUGCAGACGUGAGAUUCGGUUGAAUUACUGCUACGCAUCAACAUCCUGGUAUAAAAUGAACCCAAGAACUGGAAAGCUGAGCUUGGUCGUGAAAGGCCAGGACGGCACGGCAGACGAUGGUGAAAAGACGUGUACCAAAACGUUCUCGAAUGUUUCGGUCCAAGAUUCAGGAACUUAUUAUUGUGUAGUUUUCAGUAAUACAAUCGUUUUGGUAGGAAAUGGAAGCAGAGUCGUCGUCACAGAAAGAGGUCCAUUAAACCCGUCCAUCGUUACGUACACGCCGCUGGAAGUGGACGGCACGACCGUUCUGCUGCAGGCUGCGGUGAUGAACGUGGUUCCCACUCAGGUGGACGUUUUCUGGAUCAUUGAUGAAGAAAAGCGCUCAGGAUGGACAGAAUCUGGCUGGAUGGGAAACCAGGAUUCCGCCUCCGAGUUCACUCGAGCUCAGAUCAGGAUCUCUGCAGAGGAAUGGUCAGGAGCAGCUCACGUCCAGUGUGUGGUGGCCUGGGACGGAAGAAACGUCUCCAAAACUCUGGAACGAAAACAUGGAGACUCCAUGUGUUCAGGGUUGCUGUUUGGAGUCGGCGGCGUUGGCAUCGUCACCGCUGCUGCGAUCGCCAUCGUCAUUCUGUGCUUAUACAAAGACAAACGAGAAGCUACCAGAGCCAGAAGACAUCGGGACGCUCAGCACAGACAGGGGAUACGAGACACCCUCAAACCCGGCGCAGACAAAUGCUCCACGAAAACGGAGGUCGAGUAUUCCUGUUUGAACCCGGACACUUUCAACAGGAAACCGACUGCACCUCCUCUCAGAGAAUUAGAUUAGCUAACAGAAAUAAAUCAUAUUUUAAAUAUAUUUGUAUAUACUUUUCUGUUAUUGUAUGUAUAAUAAAAUAUGUAUGUAUAAUAUUGUAUGUAUACACUACAUGUUUGUCUUGUGGCACUAUUAAAGUGUGCACUAGCCACUAGGGGGCAGCCAGGCUCCACAAUGAAUAAAUGAUCACUAGUAAAAACUAGAAAUACAUGGACUUUAAAAUUCCUGUCCCAGAAACACUGGGCAUGAGGUGGGCACACAGCCUGGCACACAGCCUGGCACACAGCCUGGCACACAACAGACCUUGUGUUUCAAAUAAUGUAUCAAUAACUGCACUCAAUUAAUCAUCCCUGUAAACAUGGAGAGUCUGACUUUGUGUUUAAUAAAAGUAUGUGGACACCCAAUUAGUGCAUUUUACCACUGCCCCACCCGAGCCACGCCUCCAUCACUGAGACUGACAGGUACAGAAGCCACGCCUC
This is a messenger RNA of Trichomycterus rosablanca, 1406 nucleotides long. RefSeq lists its product as uncharacterized. Lineage: Eukaryota; Metazoa; Chordata; Actinopteri; Siluriformes; Trichomycteridae. Bases 1 to 939 code for a protein of 312 amino acids. Gene Ontology annotation, cellular component: plasma membrane. The transcript has 8 exons. The record is from RefSeq and is a predicted model, not a curated record.